UAGAAUACGCAAAUUACGCUACGCAAGUUAUGCUUUAUGUGACGGCACCCUGACAGUAGCCAAGUGCGGGGUGACACUCUUUUAGACACAGCACGAUUGGACACCAACCAAUCAUCUUGACUUAUCUAACCAAACCAACGGAAAAACUCUAGGCAUCAGCCGCUGUGAGUGGUGGUGUCCAAUCGUGCGGUGUCUAAUCGUGCGCACCCCCUAUUUGGGAUGUUUUAAAAGAAAAAGUUUUUCCUGACAUAACAGAGGAUUUGUGGAUCCAAAAAGCAAAAGAAUUUGAAGUUUUGUGGGAUUUUCCAAACUGUAUUGGAGCAAUUGAUGGAAAACAUAUUCAAAUUCAGGCUCCACCUAAAAGUGGCUCAACAUUUUAUAAUUAUAAACGUAAUCACAGUAUUGUACUUAUGGCACUUGCGGAUGCCAAUUGUUAUUUUAUAGUUGUUGAUAUUGGAGCCGCAGGAAGACGAAGUGAUGGAGGUAUAUUCCAAAGUAGUGAACUUAAACGUCAAUUAGAAGAGAAACGUUUAAAUAUACCGAAAGCAAGGUUACUUUCAGAUAAAGGUCCUAAUGUACCAUAUGUUAUAAUAGGUGAUGAAGCUUUUGCAUUAACUAGUUACUUGUUACAUGCGUAUCCACGAAAAACUAAUUUAACUUUAGAUAAAAAAGUAUUUAACUAUCGAUUAAGUCGUGCUCGAAGAACAGUAGAAUGCGCUUUUGGUCUUUUAAGUUCGAGAUGGAGAAUUUUUCGAAGACCUAUAGCAACAUCCGUUGAUAAUGCAAUUUCCAUUAUUAAAGCCACAGUUUGUUUACAUAAUUUUUUAAUGACAACUGAUCUUGCACUUCCUAUACAAAAUAGAACUUAUUCUGUUAAUAUUCGUCCGAGAAAUAUAAAUAAAGUUUUUCAAAACUCACGAACUUUUUUGAUUGAAAAUGAUAUACGUGGAAGUACUGUUCGAGAUAGAUUUAAGGAAUAUUUCAGUACUAUUGGAGCGAUUGAACAACAAUGGGAAAAAGCACAAAAAAAUAAUUUUAAAAAAUUUUAAUCAAUAAAGCUACUGCAACUUGGUUGUAAAAAAAUUAU
Solenopsis invicta (red fire ant) is the source of this 1087-nucleotide messenger RNA. RefSeq lists its product as uncharacterized. The coding region runs from base 411 to 1049 and encodes 212 amino acids. The record is from RefSeq and is a predicted model, not a curated record. NCBI's taxonomy places the organism in Eukaryota, Metazoa, Arthropoda, Insecta, Hymenoptera, Formicidae. The transcript has 2 exons.